Messenger RNA from Empidonax traillii (willow flycatcher), 724 nucleotides. RefSeq names its product class I histocompatibility antigen, F10 alpha chain-like. Gene Ontology annotation, biological process: immune response. The coding region runs from base 62 to 724 and encodes 220 amino acids. Gene Ontology annotation, cellular component: external side of plasma membrane. The transcript has 3 exons. NCBI's taxonomy places the organism in Eukaryota, Metazoa, Chordata, Aves, Passeriformes, Tyrannidae. The record is from RefSeq and is a predicted model, not a curated record.
GCCACUUUCGCUUUCCAUCUCCCAAACUGCGGGGGCCAAGCGGGGCCAGCGGAGCAGCGCGAUGGCUCCAGCGCUGGGGCUGGGGGCGCUCCUGGCGCUCCUGGCGCUGCCGGGGGGCUCGGGGGGGCAGCCCAAGGUUCUCCACUCCCUGCGUUACCUGCAUGUGGCAGUGACGGAGCCCAGCCCGGGGAUCCCUCAAUACCUGGUGUUGGGAUACGUGGACGGGAUCCCCAUCACACGCUACGACAGCGAGCGGGGCCAGACAGAGCCGCUGACACCAUGGAUGGCGGCUGGACCUGAGCCAGAAUAUUGGGAUAGACAGACCCAGAUCAAUGAGAGGAACCGGCUCAUUGAUGCCAACAACCUGGAGAGAGUGGGGGCCCGGUACAACUGGAGUGGGGGUCUCCACACGCUGCACCGGAUUCAUGGCUGUGACCUCCUGUCCGACGGGAGCAUCCGUGGAUCCAGCCGGCUCGGCUACAACGGGUGGGAUUUCAUCUCCUUCGAGCUGGGAUCCGGGAGCUUCGUGGCAGCCGAUGGAUCUGCCCUGUCCACCAAGAGGAAAUGGGAAUCUGACAGGAUCACAAUGGAGAGACGGACACAUUACCUGGGAAACGUCUGUCCGGAAGGGCUCCGGAAAUUCAUUGGAUAUGGGCGGGAGGUGCUGGAGCACAAAGGUGAGGGAGACAGAAUUCCCAGGGGAAUGUGGGAUUUGGGAAUGUGA